UCACGCCCGAGGAAUCUUUCGGUUUUGAGAGCAAACGACGCUUUCGCUCCGUUCUUGUCUUUAGUAGCCGUAAGUCCCAUUCCAAAACCGCCGAGAUCAGUGUGAACUGUGAAGCUAAUCUUAGCUGCUUUCUUAAUAUGAUUUUGGCUAUCUUAUCAGAAGAAAGUUCGUUUGAGUUGCAGAGGAGGAAUACUGUUAUCUUCAAUGGCAAAACACGAAGAGCUCCCUAUUCCUAUUUUUUCCAAUCUAGAGUCGGUUUAUGGAAGUGGUUCUCCGCUUGAAGAAGCUCAGCUUCGAUUCGACAAGAUAAAAUCCAAGUUUCUUGAGGUUUUUGGUCACCAGCCUGACGUUUAUGCUCGAGCUCCAGGUCGAGUGAAUUUGAUUGGGGAGCACAUUGACUAUGAAGGAUACUCCGUGUUGCCGAUGGCCAUAAGACAAGAUACGAUCGUGGCUAUACGCAAACACGCUGCUGGAGAGUCUCCAAAGCUUAUUAGAAUCGCGAAUCUGAAUGAGAAGUAUACCAUGUGUUCUUAUCCCGCCGAUCCGGACCAGGAGAUUGAUUUGAAGAAUCACAAAUGGGGCCAUUAUUUUAUUUGCGGGUACAAAGGAUAUCAUGAAUUUGCUAAAUCAAAAGGCAUAGAUGUUGGUGAUCCAGUAGGACUUGAUAUCCUUAUUGAUGGGACAGUUCCUACCGGUUCUGGACUAUCAAGCUCAGCAGCAUUUGUUUGUUCUUCUACUAUUGCUAUAAUGGCUGCUUUUGAUGUGAAUUUCGCAAAGAAAGUAAUUGCCCAACUUGCCUGUGACUGUGAACGCCAUAUUGGAACACAAUCUGGUGGUAUGGACCAGGCAGUUUCUAUCAUGGCCAAAUCUGGAUUUGCAGAAUUGAUUGAUUUCAAUCCAAUCCAUGCAACUGAUGUGCAACUUCCUGCUGGUGGGUCUUUUGUGAUUGCCAAUUCCUUGGCAGAAUCCCAAAAGGCAGUAACUGCCGCAACAAAUUACAAUAACCGGGUCGUAGAAUGUCGUCUAGCAGCUAUUGUUCUUGGCAUAAAGCUCGGAAUGAAAGCAAAGGAGGCAAUCUCCAAGGUGAAAACUCUUUCUGAUGUCGAGGGAUUGUGUGUAUCUUUUGCUGGUACUUGUGGCUCUUCAGAUGCUGUCCUUGCAGUCAAGGAAUUCUUGAAGGAAGAGCCAUAUACAGCUGAAGAUAUUGAGAAAAUCACAGAGGAAAAUCUUCCUUCAGUCCUGGGCAAUGAUCCAACCUCUUUAGAUGUGCUACGAGCUGCCAAGCACUUCAAGUUAUUUCAGCGAGCCUUCCAUGUAUACUCUGAAGCUAAGCGUGUUCAUGCUUUCAAAGACACUGUUUCGUCCAACCUAGGUGACGAGGACAUGCUAAAAAAGCUCGGUGAUCUCAUGAAUGAAAGCCAUUACAGUUGCAGUGUUCUGUAUGAGUGCAGCUGCCCAGAGUUGGAAGAACUGGUAAAGGUUUCCCGGAAUAAUGGAGCACUUGGAGCAAGACUUACAGGAGCAGGAUGGGGUGGAUGUGCUGUAGCAUUGGUGAAGGAGAAUAUGGUCCCACAAUUUAUCCUCAAUUUAAAGGAAUCGUUUUAUCAAUCAAGGAUCGAAAAGGGGAUAAUCAAUAAGAAUGAUCUUGGCCUGUACCUCUUCGCUUCCAAACCAUCCAGUGGCGCUGCAAUUUUUAAGUUCUAGUUCCUCUCUCUCUCCCUCUCCCUCUCCCCAAUCUUGAAGGAAAGGAAUUGUAAAAACCUCUUUUUGGCUGGCUUCAUAUGUGAAAGACAAUGAUCUGGCCUUUCUUAUCGGUUGAAAUAAAUAAAUCAUGUCUUGUAA
Macadamia integrifolia is the source of this 1842-nucleotide messenger RNA. RefSeq names its product galactokinase-like. Bases 205 to 1704 code for a protein of 499 amino acids. Gene Ontology annotation, biological process: galactose metabolic process; carbohydrate phosphorylation. The transcript is spliced from 13 exons. Gene Ontology annotation, molecular function: ATP binding; galactokinase activity. The record is from RefSeq and is a predicted model, not a curated record. Lineage: Eukaryota; Viridiplantae; Streptophyta; Magnoliopsida; Proteales; Proteaceae. Gene Ontology annotation, cellular component: cytoplasm; cytosol.